AUGCAGUCAGACAAGCCAAUUGCUCAGAAUCGAUUGAUUCAGGCUUUCGUUUACAUCGAGCCACCAAUACCAGUUCAAGUCCCUGGGCACAUAUCGACAGAAGAUUUCGAAUUCUCUCCCACAUCAUUCACACUAAUCACUACUCCAAAUGAAGCAGUGCUAGUCGAUGCUCCGCCCCUUGUCCUCCAAGGGGAGCGACUUGCGAAAUGGAUAGCCGCUAUCCUUUCAGGCAGAAAAUUAAGCACCAUUUAUGUCACCCAUGGUCAUGGCGACCACUUCUUUUCUGCAGGACUUAUCCAAAAGCGUUUUCCUGGGGCUCGCAUCCGGGCAACUAAAGAAACAUUCAUCCACAUGCAGGAGCACCUUUCCGACAAGAUGUUUGACGGUAUAUGGACCGAGAUUUUCAACGAUCUAAAGCACAAAGGCCGCCCUAAACUCAAGGUAAAUGUCUUACCAUCAAGGGAUAAUACUUUCGUGGUGGAAGGUCAUAGGUUUUGCGCAAUUCCUGUUGCUGGUGGAGAUACAGUAGCUUCUACAGUGCUGCAUAUGCCGGACCUCAAUCUCAUCAUCGCGGGGGACGUUAUAUACGGAGAGUGUCAUCAGCAUCUCGGCGAGAAUCCAACCUCUGAACUCCGGCAGAAGUGGUUACAAGCCAUUAAUCAGGUUGUCAAGCUGCAGCCAAAGGUCAUCGUGCCAUCUCAUAUGCAGCCUCAUGAAGACUUUGGCUUACACCAUUUGGAGAACACAAGAGAUUACAUCAAAACCUGGGAUGAGAUGGUUAAUAGAACUCAAUCAUAG
Trichoderma gamsii is the source of this 798-nucleotide messenger RNA. RefSeq names its product metallo-beta-lactamase superfamily protein. Bases 1 to 798 code for a protein of 265 amino acids. Gene Ontology annotation, biological process: secondary metabolite biosynthetic process. NCBI's taxonomy places the organism in Eukaryota, Fungi, Ascomycota, Sordariomycetes, Hypocreales, Hypocreaceae. The record is from RefSeq and is a predicted model, not a curated record. The transcript has a single exon.